Messenger RNA from Temnothorax curvispinosus, 338 nucleotides. Its product is annotated as THAP domain-containing protein 2-like. Lineage: Eukaryota; Metazoa; Arthropoda; Insecta; Hymenoptera; Formicidae. The coding region runs from base 9 to 254 and encodes 81 amino acids. The transcript has 4 exons. The record is from RefSeq and is a predicted model, not a curated record.
GAUUUAUAAUGAAAAUUUUUCCCCGAGAUCCAGUUCGGCGUGCUCAAUGGGCAGCAAAUGUUAAUAGAAAAGAGUGGAUACCUACUGAAAGAUCAUUUCUUUGUGAAGUACAUUUCGCACACGAUAUGUGGGAAAAUAACCGAGUUGACGGAAAAAGAAAGCUUAAGAUAAAUGCUGUGCCAACGAUAUUUGGAAGUAAAGCCAAGAAGAUCAAAAGUCACCGUGAAAACAUGAGACUGCUUUGGAGUUUUUAGCCGAUGAAAAUUCAAAACCAGAAUACAUUGCUACAGCAUUUUUUGUUAAAAUGAUAGUAAAAUGGUAUACGAUUAUGACUUCAA